CGCAAGUUGGCUGGCAUGGCGCCUGUCGAUCACCCUCGCUUCCGUCUUGGUUCUCGAAGCCCUGGCAUCCCUGGAAGCCAACUCUAUUCCGCGCUCUUAUAAACGGUUCCCAUUUCUCCAGACAUAAUAAUAUUUGUCUUUCGUUCAAGACAGACUGACUGUCCUCCCCGUUUAUACACUAUCCAUCAUGGACCCAUCACCGAAAUCGCUCGAGGACGGGGUCGUCAAGCCCCCGCUUUACGAGGAUGAAAAGUCCCUCCGGGGCUCGGUGCAUUCGCUGCACCCGGAAGAAACUCAGCGUGGAUUGAGCAGUCGUGCUCUUCAGUUUCUGGCUCUGGGAGGAUGUAUCGGGACCGGUCUCUUUGUAGGCUCUGGGAGCACGCUCUCCACCGUUGGACCUGCGCCUCUUUUCAUGAGCUAUGUUGCCAUGUCGACGAUCGUCUGGGUCGUCAUGAACUGUCUCGGCGAGAUGACGACCUACCUGCCGGUCAGGGGGGUCUCGGUGCCCUAUUUUAUCCAUCGGUUUACGGAGCCUAGUCUGGGAUUUGCAGCUGGCUACAACUACUGGUACUCCUUUUCCAUGCUCCUGGCCUCGGAAGUCACGGCUGCCAGCAUGAUCAUCCAGUACUGGACCACCUCCAUCAACGUCGCUGUGUGGAUCACCAUUAUCCUCGUUGUCAUCCUCAUCCUCAAUAUCGUUGCUGUCUCCCUGUACGGUGAGGCCGAAUUCUGGUUUUCCUCAUUGAAGAUCAUCGCCAUUGUCGGCUUGAUCAUCCUGGGCAUCGUCCUGUUCUUCGGCGGCGGACCCAACCACGAUCGUCUCGGUUUCCGCUACUGGCAGCACCCGGGCGCGUUCAAGCCCUACCUGGUCCACAGUAAUGAAAGCACCGACCGGUUCCUCGCUUUCUGGACGGCGUUCAUCAAGGCCGGUUUCUCCUUCAUCUUCUCCCCGGAACUGAUCACCACUGCCGCUGGUGAAGUCGAAUCCCCCCGCCGCAACAUCCCCAAGGCCACCAACCGGUUCAUCUACCGUCUGUUUGUCUUCUACAUCCUGGGGACCUUGGUGAUCGGAGUGACGGUGGCGUACAAUGACAAGAGCCUCUUGCAGGGGAUUUCGAGCGGAUCGUCCGGCGCUGGCGCCAGUCCGUUUGUCAUCGGUAUCCAGAACGCGGGCAUCGGCGGGUUGAACCAUGUCAUCAAUGCUGCCAUCCUGAUAUCCGCCUGGUCUUCCGGCAACUCCUGGGUGUACGCCGGCUCGCGCACGCUGUAUUCCCUGGCGCGCGACGGGCAGGCACCCAAGAUCUUCGCGACGUGCAACCGAAAGGGUGUGCCGUAUUGGGCUGUUCUCAUUACCUGGGUCAUUGGGCUCCUGGCCUACCUCAACGUGUCCAGCUCGGGAGCGAAUGUCUUCUACUGGUUCACCAACAUCACCACCGUGGGCGGCUUUAUCUCGUGGAUUCUCGUGAUGAUUGCGUAUUUGCGAUUCCGAAGCGCCCUGCAGCUCCAGGGUCUAUGGGACACGGUGACCUUCAAGACCGCUCUCCAGCCCUACGCCACGUACUACGCCUUGCUGAUCGUGUCUCUCCUCGCCAUCACGAACGGCUACGCCGUCUUCUUCCCCGGCCAAUUCACCGCCUCUGGUUUCCUGGUCUCGUACAUUGUGUUUGCCAUCUUCUUCGUGCUGUACCUGGGCCAUAAGAUCUACUACCGGACGCCGUGGAUGACCGGCCUGCAUGACAUCGACGUUCUUUCGGGCAAGGAGGAGAUCGACCGGAUGUGCGAGAACGAGACCGAGCGCAUUCCCCGGAACUGGCUGCAGCGCUUCUGGUGGUGGCUGGUAUAGAAUCGGUGAUCUAUGGGCGUUUGGUUAGGGUCUUGCCAUUAUUCCGUGGGCCUGUUUGCAUGCAUGUAUAUAGCGCGUACAUCGAUGGAAUGGACAUAUUAUGGAUUACUACCGAGUGCACGUGACGAGAGGACGGGAUAUGGAGGAAUACCCCAUACUCUUGUGACAAUAUUAAUAGUAACCAUAGUAAUGACAUCGGUAGGAGGAGAUGCGAGUUCC
Molecule: messenger RNA, 2062 nt
Organism: Monascus purpureus
Lineage: Eukaryota; Fungi; Ascomycota; Eurotiomycetes; Eurotiales; Aspergillaceae
Source: the annotation of a GenBank genome assembly